UCCAUCUCCGUUUCGAAAUACCGAGUCUCUUCUCUCUCUUGUUCUCGCUGUGUCCCCUUCAGAAACUCUAUCUAGGGUUUCAAUCCGAACUCGCCAUGGAAGAAGAGAAUGAAUCUCAGAGCUCCGAUCCAAUGGAUCCGCUUCACACUUUGGCUGGUCUCUCUCUGUUCCGUCAUACAUUUUCCAAUUCAACCAAUGCCCCAAAUUCCGACGACCUCCAAGCCAUCCACGCUUUCAUGAAAUCCGUGGCAUUGAGAAAUAGCAGCAAGUAUGUUGAGCAGGCAAAGACCAUUGUAGAAGGGAGUCCAGACCUCCUGAACUUUAACAAAGUUGAAGCCCCUACUGCAAAGAUCAAGGAAAAUGCCCAAGAGCGAAGGCCAGCGUUGGGUCGUAGGCAGGCUCGUUUUUCUUUGAAGCCGAAUUCAAGUCAAUCUUCGGAGAAUGUGGAUCCAAGUUUGGACAUCGGACAACUUCAAGACCCGGAGAAAAAGGGAACAACGAUCGUAUGCUGUAGUGCUGUGGAUUUCAUUCUGUCUUGCCAUCAUUCUACAGAUGCCACGAAAGAAUUACAAAGACAGAGGGGUGGAAGUGAUUCUGAUUUAAAUGACUACCAUCAAUCAAAAACUGAACGGCGCCGCCGACCAGGAAUUCGGGGGAAAUCAGCUAGUUAUAAGCAUCAUUAUUCAUCAUUACUUCCUGAAAGUGAUGACAAUUUUAUAUCCUCUCAAGAGACAUUAAGAUCGGACAUUCUCAGUCCACCAAAUUAUAUUUCACAACCUGAAACUGCUGAUCCAGAUGUUGAAUUGGAGGAAAGAGAAUUAGCUGGAUCAUUUUCUAAGGACCAGCAAAGAGUGGGCGAACUUUUGGACAAGUUACUAUCUAGCAACUGUGAGAAUUUAGAUGGAGAUGGAGCAGUAUCCUUGUUGCAGGAGCACUUGCAGAUCAAACCUCUUGAUUUGGACAAGUUAUGCCUUCCUGACUUUCAUGAUGUUGGGGGGAAGGAUUUUAUCAACAUGGGAGGAAACUUUUCAAAGCCUCGGAAGGCAUUAUCAGAUAUUUCUAAUUUGAUGAAGGGGAUGAGUGGUAAAACACCUGUGAAACACAAACAGGUGACAAAAAGCUCUGUUUGUUCUUUGGCUUCGCCCACCCCUCCAAGAAGUCCAUUUGCUUCUAUGUCAUUGUUAAAAAAGCGCAUUUUGCAGUCAAAUCCCCUCAGUGAUCCAUUCUCAGUACUCAAUCUCUCACCACCCAUAAAUUCUUCUGUUGAACAUGUUGAUGAUCAAUCAGAACAGUGUAAUACAGAGAAGGAAUUGGUGGUUUCUGGUGACUUGAAGUCACUGGUAAGUGAAGCCGGUGACAUUAGAGUGGGUGACAAAGGUUCACAACAGAUGAUCACAAGACAUUCAAUCUCCCAAAUUGAGAAAUCUGAGGAUGACAACACUGGUAGGAUUGGUGUCGGCUCAAAUGGAUUUUGCAGUGACCUGAAAGAUAGCCAAGCAAGCAGGAAUGUGGAUGGUAAUGACCACGCACUUAAUAUUGACAUAGAUAUUCCGGCAAAUGUGCCCUUGGAAAUGGAUGAGGAUAAUUGCAGGCUUAUUUCUGAUACUAACAUUCAGGCAAAUGAACCCAAUGAAAUGAUGGAGAAAGAAGUGUCAUCUGGUGAUGUCAACUAUGGGAACACAGCUGGGCCUCAUAAUGAUUUUCAGACACAUGGACCAAAUGAAAAAGAGGUUGAAGAUAUGCCAUUGAAUGAAGAAGCAAAUAUUGAUGCCACAGAGCUCACUGCGGGUAAAUUGGAUGGUAAUCAGAGUCAGCAGGAUAAAUUAAGUCCUCCUGGAGUUGAGUCCAAUGACAUGGAUGGGACAUCUAGAACCACUGAUGCGAUUCCAGAAAAACAUAUUGAGAACAUCAAGGAACCUUCUGGAGAGAAAGGACUUGCAGUCAGUGGUCGUAGAAGAAAAACACUUUCUCAUAGGCAAAGCCUUGCAGGGGAAGGUACAUAUUGGGAAUCCGGUGUAAGGAAAAGCAAAAGAAUCAAGAUGAGGCCUUUAGAAUAUUGGAAAGGCGAAAGGUUUUUGUACGGACGCAUACAUGAGAGCAUGACAACUGUAAUUGGAGUGAAGUAUGUCUCACCAGCAAAAGGUGAUGGGAAACCCACCGUCCGGGUCCAGUCUUAUGUCUCUGAUAAAUACAAGGAACUAGUUGAACUAGCAGCUUUGCACUGAAAUCUUGUUUUCUCCAACAAGGAUGAUUGAGGUAUCCUGUGGGCCAUCUUAUUUUCACGUCUUUGAACAAAUUAAACAGUUCUCAUGUGUUACUACUUACCACUUGGUCUGAUUGAAGUGACAUUCAGUGGGGGAAUGAACAAGUGCUUUAAUAUUUGUCUGAUGUAAAGUUGCAAAUAUGGUUUGUCUGUUUAAAACCCCGUGUUCUUUUCACCAUUGGUAGCUGGGUAAUUAGAUACACGCACCAGUUUGAUCUGAAAGUUCAAAUCAUUGGCCUUUGAUCUGAUAAUUACUGUUCUUGAAACUGAAGGGAAGAACUCAAAAGCCAACCAUGAGCAGAACUGGUACCUCAUGGAGCCUCGCUGCAGUUAGUUUUACCAGUGCAACUUUGUAAAUGUAGGAAGCCAUACUCCUCUUGGUCCAUCAAUUGGUUUUACUUUUCAGUAUUUGAAAGGUAUUUUCCAAUUCAGCUUAGAGAUAAUUCCAAAUGUUAUGAUAAUGUUGCUGAAGUACUUAAAUUU
Molecule: messenger RNA, 2746 nt
Organism: Diospyros lotus (date-plum)
Lineage: Eukaryota; Viridiplantae; Streptophyta; Magnoliopsida; Ericales; Ebenaceae
Product: centromere protein C
Exons: 12
Coding region: 96-2225 (709 amino acids)
Biological process (GO): spindle attachment to meiosis I kinetochore; attachment of mitotic spindle microtubules to kinetochore; kinetochore assembly
Cellular component (GO): kinetochore
Molecular function (GO): centromeric DNA binding
Source: RefSeq, a predicted model, not a curated record